GAACAAAUGCUAACAGAUGAAGAGACUGCCAGAUUAGAAGAUGAAGAGGAAGAACAUGAUAAUUAUUAUGAUGGUAUAGAAAGUGAUUUGUUGAGUGAUUAUGCACACCCAGCAGUAGACAACAAAGCAAAAUGGAACUUGGAGAGUUUAUUUA
Molecule: messenger RNA, 154 nt
Organism: Cetraspora pellucida
Lineage: Eukaryota; Fungi; Glomeromycota; Glomeromycetes; Diversisporales; Gigasporaceae
Source: the annotation of a GenBank genome assembly